AUGCGACCACAGCCAUCCUCUCGAUCAAUCAAGUAUCUCAUUGGAAGGAUAUUUCAACUACGUUCCUACACAAGUCACGCAACCUUCGAACCUUUGCGUAUCCUUUUCUGCGGAUCUGAUGAGUUUAGUAUUACCUCCCUCCGAGCCUUACACAAGGAGCAUGAGCGAGACGAGGGCUUGAUCGAGUCAAUCGAUGUUGUCUGUCGACCGCCCAAGCACGUAGGUAGAGGCCUUAAAGAUACACGGGAAGUACCCAUUUCCCUCGUUGCAAAGGAAUUGGCCUUGUCUUUACAUGAGAUUGACACGUUCACCAAGUGGAAGCCACCGAUACCUAAUGGCUUGCCAAUAAAUAUGAUCGUUGCCGUCUCCUUUGGUCUUUUUAUACCUCCAAGAAUUCUCGAAGGAGCCAGAUAUGGAGGGCUCAACGUCCACCCUUCCAUGUUACCCGACUUCCAUGGUCCUGCCCCACUACAUCAUACUCUUCUAUCUGGAUGCCAAAGAUCUGGAGUGACUGUGCAGACAUUACAUCCCGAGCGAUUCGAUCAGGGUACCAUUCUCGCCCAGACGCCCUACCCUGGAUUCGAGCAUGGGUGUAGUACGGUGCCCGAACUGUUGACCCUGACGUCCUCCAAAGGCGCGGAAAUACUUGUGCAAUCCAUCAAUAAUCGUCUCUAUCUACAAUCAGCGAAGGGUCCGAAUAGUCUCCAAGAUGAUCGGAUUAUAGCGGCAGCACGUGCAGCACCAAAGAUAACCUCGCGGGAUAGAUUCAUAGACUGGAAUACAUGGACCGCUGAAGUAAUCAUUCGAAGACAUCUUGCCAUUGGUCCUCUAUGGAGCUUCGUCAAAAAUGCACGAAAAGUACGGAGGUUAAUUUGGUCCACGGGCUUUACGAUAUCAGAAGAGGUUGCUAGUAGUACAGAUCUUCCUGUUGGACGGCUAGUGGUAUUCGGAAACAACGAUUGUGCCGAUGAACGAGUCGCUUACGUGCGGACUUGUGAUGACCGAGUGCUCAAGGUCGAUAGGAUCAAGUUUGAGGGCGGCGUAGAAGCCCCGCCCUUACGAGCUGCCAAAAAGGGUGACAUGAUUGACCACGGCACACCUCGUCAGCAUGAUUCGAUGAACCAGGGCAGGAAGGUACUGAUUACAGGAGCAUCGAGGGGCCUAGGCGCUCUUGUAGCGGAGAAGUUCGCCGCUGAAAGUUGCAAGCUGGCCAUAAAUUACAAUGCAAGUCAAGACAAAGCGGAUCAGGCGGCCGAGAAGAUAGAGAGAGAGUAUAAGACCAAGCCCAUCCUGAUCCAAGGAGAUGUGGGAAAGCUUGCGGAUUGUGAGAGAAUUGUGCAAGAAGCAAUCGCUGGAUUGGGUGGUCUGGACGUCAUUAUCUCAAAUGCAGGCUGGACGAAAUUCACUAGAUUCGGGGAUCUUGAUGCCCUCAGUGAAGCCGAAUGGGAUAAGUGCUGGGCCGUCAACUGCAAAGCAAACCUGCACAUCUUUCGGGAAGCUUUGCCAACGUUGAACGCCAAUGCAGAGGGUGGAGUUUUUUUGCUGACUUCGUCGGUUGCGGGCAUCGCGGCCUCCGGCAGCAGCAUGGCAUACUCCGUCACCAAAGCUGCAGGACUCCAACUAGUGAAGUGUUUAGCCUCGACUCAAGGCCCGAAGGUCAGAGUUAAUGCUGUUCUUCCCGGACUGCUCUUGACAGAAUGGGGCGCCAACUUCACACCGGAAACGCUUCAGGAGCUGAAAGAGAAAGCCUACCUAAAGAAAGAGACUGGCCUUGAAGACUGUGCAGACGCAUUCGUUGCUGCAGCGAGAAACAGCUCCAUGACAGGCCAGAACAUUCAGAUCGACUCUGGUCUCAUGAUGCUAGGAAGAACGGGCUAG
This is a messenger RNA of Letharia lupina, 1878 nucleotides long. RefSeq lists its product as uncharacterized. Gene Ontology annotation, cellular component: mitochondrion. Gene Ontology annotation, biological process: biosynthetic process; conversion of methionyl-tRNA to N-formyl-methionyl-tRNA. Bases 1 to 1878 code for a protein of 625 amino acids. The transcript is spliced from 13 exons. NCBI's taxonomy places the organism in Eukaryota, Fungi, Ascomycota, Lecanoromycetes, Lecanorales, Parmeliaceae. The record is from RefSeq and is a predicted model, not a curated record. Gene Ontology annotation, molecular function: methionyl-tRNA formyltransferase activity; oxidoreductase activity.